This is a messenger RNA of Protopolystoma xenopodis, 702 nucleotides long. The record is from the annotation of a GenBank genome assembly. Lineage: Eukaryota; Metazoa; Platyhelminthes; Monogenea; Polystomatidea; Polystomatidae.
AAAAGCUGUGUCCAAUAUACUGUACAUGUAAACGAAACCUAUCAGCUUGGAUAUACUCGAGAGAAUAACAGCGCAGACAUCUAUCUUUUUGAAUUUGUCGACGGGCUAGAAGUCUCCUAUCCUGUAUCUGUAAAUUCAUCUAACGAAAUCCCGGAGCAUCUUCCUCCAUUAUUUACUGAGCCCGGAUACUCUGAACAACUUAUGGCUCUCGCUACUAAUGCACUAGAGAGCCUUGCGAUGCGCAUAGACCAAUGGCUUCGUGCCUGUCAGGAGGUCAUCGAUACGGACUUCGUCUGGCGAUCAUUGACCGCGCACAGAACUUCCUCUUCAUUAAGGCGACAAAUAUUCACUCUUCUAACCACCUUAGUUCCAGAUGCAGAGUUGUCCGAAGGUUUUGAUUGCACAUCACCCGAUGUUGACAGGCUCCUGUACAGAUUGAUAUGCCAAUUGAGCAGUGACCCCCACUUGGCCCAGACUGCCUUUGAUGUAGAUAAGGAUACGCCCAAGAAUUCAGUACCUCUGAUUUCCCUUUGCCACGAACCUGAACACUGUCUGCGAACACUUCGGGAAAUGGUUAUCACGCUUCUUCAUCUGUUGUUACCCAAGUUAGAAUUGCCGGGCUCUUUUGACAUUGAGAAGGACCUACCGCAUCUGAUAGAUGCUGUUUAUUCAUACAAUCCACAGGUCUGCGAUCUCGAUUGA